This is a messenger RNA of Chelonus insularis, 6096 nucleotides long. RefSeq names its product Endoribonuclease Dcr-1 (gene Dcr-1). Gene Ontology annotation, biological process: pre-miRNA processing; siRNA processing; rRNA processing. Gene Ontology annotation, cellular component: nucleus; RISC complex; cytoplasm. Gene Ontology annotation, molecular function: deoxyribonuclease I activity; ribonuclease III activity; protein binding. The transcript is spliced from 14 exons. The coding region runs from base 176 to 6061 and encodes 1961 amino acids. Lineage: Eukaryota; Metazoa; Arthropoda; Insecta; Hymenoptera; Braconidae. The record is from RefSeq and is a predicted model, not a curated record.
AUAAUCCUAAUUUGCUUUAUACGAAUAAUUUAUGAACUAACCUCUAAAUUACAAGUAAACAAUUGAUUAUUGUAAAAUUAAGUUGAUUGUAGAUUUUUAUUCAUAAAAAUCAUAAAGUUGAUAAUUAUUAUAAAAUUUAUAUGUUAAGAUUUUUAUAAAUAAUUAUUAAUUUUCGAUGGCAUUUCCAUUGAAUGAUCAAGUAUAUACAAAAUCAUUUACGCCAAGAGAAUAUCAAGUUGAAUUGCUCUAUACUGCAAAAUGUAAAAAUAUAAUCAUUUGUUUAGGCAAAUAUACCGAACAGACUUUCGUUACAACAAAAUUAAUUCAAGAAUAUGCAACAGGAAAUAGAAACUUGAAGAUUGAUGGAAAUGAAAAGAUUGUAUGUAUUCUUGAAAAUCAUGAAUCUUGUUUGGUUAAAGCUCAAUACAUUGAACAAUUAACAGACUUGAAAGUUUGUAUUGCAGAAUCAAAUACCGAUAAUGAUGAAUUUUUUGAUAAAAUUAUCAAAGCUCACAUUUUGGUUGCGACUAGCAAAUCACUCUGGAAGAUACUCCAAAAAGAAAAGUCAAAAGUACCUCAAAUAAAUUUAAUUAUCGUUGAAAAAUGUCAACUAUUAGUAGAAGAUAAUGAACUUAACAAAGUUUUAAAUUUAUUUAAAUCAACGAAGAAUAAUAAAUCAUGUAGAUUAAUAGGAUUGGCAAUACCUCUUUUUGGGGUGACUGAAAAACCUGGACUAUUAGGCUUAGAGAUUGAAAGACUUGAAAAUACUUUUCAAUGUGAUGUUGAAACAACUAGUGAUAUAUUAUCUAUAUUAAGAUAUAGUUCAAAACCAAAAGAAUAUAUUAUAGAAUAUAAAACAGGAGUGAAAAGUAAAUUACAAGAAAAACUAGAAGAACAUGUAUCCGAUGCAAUGAAUUUUUUAAAUGAUCAUCGAUAUGAUCCAACUGAAAUUUAUCAAGAUGAGUUUUUAGAAGAUAUUCAAAAAAUUCCAGAUCCAACACAAAAGCCACGAGAAAUGUUACAGGACUUUCUAACAAUAUUAGAAACACUAGGACCUUGGUCAGCUGAUCGAGCAGCGUUAUCGCUUUUAAUUUUAACAGAAAAACUUAAAAUUAAAACGCCAUAUGAAAGACAUUAUCUUUUGUUAAAUAUGGUGGCAUCAGUGAUGAUAAAAGUUCGUGCGAUUUGUGAUUAUGAAUUUCAAAACAUUCCUGAAAAACAAAAAAUAUGGGAGUACUCAACUCCUAAAGUACAUCGACUGUUACAAACUUUGAAAACAUAUACUCCAUUUUACGAGAAGGGAAAUAAAAAAACCAAUAACUCUAAAUCUGUGCCAUAUAAUCGUGAUAAAAAUCCAAAUAAUAAAAUUCAAGAUCAAAAUGGAAUAAAAAUCAAUCCAAUGCCAUUAUUCAAAUCAGGAGAUAGACCUAAAAAUCCAAAAUUUAUACGAUCUCAUAGAAAUAUAACUGAUCCUGAUCUUCUUUGUGGCAUAAUUUUUGUAGAUACAGGAUUCACUGCAAAAAUUCUUUACUAUUUAUUGCAUGAAGUCGGAAAGUGUGAUGAAGACUUGAAUUUUUUAUCACCCCUGUAUACAACUGAACGUAUUAAUGAUGAUGCUAGUUAUUCUCGUGAUUAUGAAGCAGAGCAUAGAAAACAAGAAGAGGUUUUAAAGAGAUUUAGAAUUCAUGAGUGCAAUUUAUUAAUUGCUACUGCAAUAUUAGAAGAAGGUAUUGAAAUUCCAAAAUGUAAUUUUGUUAUGCGUUAUGAUUUUCCGAAAACUUAUCGCUCAUAUGUACAAUGUAAAAGUAGAGCACGAGCUUCUGAUGCUUUACAUGUCCUUUUAGUACAAUCAAUUGUAUCCAAAGAAUGCAUCUGGCAAUUAGCCCAGUAUCAUUAUAUAGAAAAGAUUUUAUUGCAAAAAUGUUCAAAUAAUGAACCCACUGAAGAAGAAGAGCUCGAAGCUGAUUUAUAUUCAAGUUUAAUUCCUAGCUAUCAACCAUUACACGGUGAAAAUGGUGCAAUGGUUUCCUUUAAUUCUGCAAUAUCAUUAGUUAACAGGUAUUGUGCCAAAUUGCCUAGUGAUACAUUUACGAGACUGACACCAGAAUGGUUUAUAAACGAAGAAACUGUAAAUGGUCAGAAGAAAUAUACAUGUUCUUUACGUUUACCCAUAAAUUCUCCUUUAAAAUAUGUUAUAAAAUCUCAUCCAAUGCCUAAUAGAGCUAUGGCCAGACGAUUAGCAGCUUUACAGUUAUGCAUUAAACUUCACAAAGAAAAUGAAAUUGAUGAUAAUCUUCUACCUAUUGGGAAAGAAAAUUUCAAAGCGAGGCCCGAAGAUGUUGAAGUACCAGCGUUACCUGAUGAAAGUAAAUCCGAUUAUUCAGAAGCACGUCCAGGUACUACAAAACGUCGUCAAUAUUAUUACAAAAAAACAGCUGAAUCAUUGACUGAUUGUCGACCGAUCGUUGGUGUUCCUGCAUAUUUAUAUCACAUUAAGAUGGUACUUAGUUGUCCGCUUCCUGAAGAACAAAAUACUAGAGGACGGAAAAUUUAUCCUCCUGAAGAAUCAGAUAUUGGUUUUGGUAUACUUACUUUAAAGAAAAUUCCAAAACUAUGCCCAUUUCCCAUUUACACUAGGUCUGGCGAAGUUCAAGUAGAGCUGAAACUCAGUAAAAAUACUGUAACAUUGGAUUCAAUUCAGAUUGAAAGGAUUGCUACUUUUAUAAAUUAUACAUUCACCAAUGUUUUAAGACUACAAAAGUAUUUAAUGAUUUUUGAUCCAAAUGCUUCAGAAAAUUCUUACGCAAUUAUUCCUGUGAAAAAAUGUUGGGUAAAUGGAUGUGAUGAUGUUAAUGUUGAUUGGAACUUUUUAAGUAUUAUUUACGAAAAUCGUUAUACAAUUCCAAGCAAAAUAAAAGAAAAAGAUCGAGUAAAUUUCACAUUCGAUCCUUCAAGAUAUCAUGAUGCAGUAAUUAUGCCUUGGUAUCGAAACCAAGAUCAACCUCAAUAUUUUUAUGUAGCUGAAAUUUGUAAAAAUCUAAGUCCUAAAUCAUCAUUUCCUGGUGAUGGAUACAGUACUUUUGAAGAGUAUUAUUUAAAGAAGUAUGACAUUAAAAUUCAGAAUACAGAACAACCACUCCUAGACGUAGAUCAUACAUCAGCACGAUUGAAUUUUCUUACUCCACGGUAUGUGAAUAGAAAAGGAGUGGCUUUGCCGACAAGCAGUGAAGAAACAAAACGAGCAAAACGAGAGAAUUUGGAACAAAAACAAAUUUUAGUCGGUGAAUUAUGUGCAAUACACCCAUUUCCAGCAUCUUUAUGGAGACAAGCAGUUUGUUUACCUUGCAUUCUAUAUAGAAUUAAUGCCUUACUACUUGCAAAUCAAAUUAGAUACCAAGUAGCAGAGAUGAUGAAUCUUGGACAACAAGAUUUAGAUUCGGAUUUCGAAUGGCCUCCAUUAAACUUCGGAUGGAGUUUAGCAGAAGUUUUAAAAAAAUCUAAAGAAUCUGAUAAGAAUUCUAACAAAGAACAUGGUAAAUUUCUCAACGAUAGUGGAAUAAAUUCAGAGCCUUCCGUUAUAAUGAAUAAUGACGUGAAUAAUAAAAAUGAGAAAGAAAAAGAAACAAAAAAUAGCAAUACAAUGAACAAAAUCAAUAACUGGGGUGAACUUGAUGAUCAAGUUGAUUCUUCAAAAAAAGAUGAUGAAUUAGAAAUUGGUACUUGGAGUAAUGAUAUGGCUUUAAAUUCAAUAAGUAUAGAUACAAAUUUUCAAUCUCUACCAAACAAUGUAACGGUUUUAAAACCAAAUUUUUCUUGGAAUGACAUACGGUGUGGAUCACCAACUUAUGAACCAGAAAUGAUUGGUUAUUAUUCUGAUGAUUCAUAUAGUGAUGAUGGAUUUAUUGAAUCUUCAGAUGAAAGUGAUGAUGAAAAUCGGGGAUUAAAAAUAUCUUAUACUGGUGAAAAUACUGCAGAGGCUGUUGAAGAUGAAUCAAAAAUGUCAAAACAUGAAAUAAAUACUAAAAUAAUGAAUUUAUUUAACCCUGAUAACAAAUUGGAAAGUAUUUUUCUACCUUACGAUGAAAAUCAAGAAAAUAAAUUAGCCUUAGCAGAACAUGAACGCAUACAUUACGAAUUUGCAAAGUUCCGAGAAAAAGAGAUGAUGAUGGAUGGUUCUUUUAUUUCAAGUGAUCAAGAAAUCUCUCUGAACAUGAAAAAAUUAAAUCAGCAAGUAAACAAUAAUAUUACUAAUAAUUUUAGUCGAAAUUCAGAACACGUUGAAUAUAUCAAUAGCGUAGCUGAGCAUAUAAAAAAAGAUAUAGCUUCUGAAAAAUUAUGUGAUUUCAAUUAUAAAAAGAAUUGUAAUGAUAUUCCGGUAUCUCCAGUUUUCAAUACUGGGCUAUCAUUCAGUUUCGAUUAUCAACCAGAAUUAUCGGGACAUCCAGGUCCAAGUCCUAGUUUAAUUUUACAAGCAUUAACAAUGUCAAAUGCAAAUGAUGGAAUAAAUCUAGAACGCUUAGAAACUAUUGGAGAUUCAUUUUUAAAAUAUGCUAUAACUACGUAUUUAUAUUGUACAUAUGACGUAAUUCAUGAAGGAAAGUUAAGCCACUUAAGAUCAAAGCAAGUGAGUAAUUUAAAUUUAUAUAGAUUAGGAAGACAAAAGAUGUUGGGAGAAAGCAUGAUAACAACGAAAUUCGAACCUCAUGAUAAUUGGUUGCCACCUUGUUAUUAUGUUCCAAAAGAACUUGAACAAGUUUUUAUUGAAUCUGGAGUACCAUCAGUUCUAUGGAAUCAAGCUGAUAUUCCAUCACUUCAAGCGAUUAAUAAAAAUGAGAUCACACAAGUAAUUGAAGAAACGGAACACAAGCUUGGAAUGAUGAGAAUUGAACUCGAUCAGAAUGAACAUAAAGAUGAUGAAUUUGAUGGUUUCCAAUGUUCUAUCCCUUAUAAUUUAAUUACUCAACACAGCAUCCCCGAUAAAAGUAUAGCAGAUUGUGUGGAGGCAUUAAUUGGAGCUUAUUUAAUUGCGUGUGGACCAAGAGGAGCUCUUUUAUUCAUGGCUUGGUUGGGAAUACAUGUUUUACCAACGACUGAAGUAACACUCGUACAAGAAGAAGAGCCUUUAGAUAAACUUCCGGGAAGUAGUCCUUUUAUAAAAAGAGUUAAUGAAAAAGGAAAGACGACAUGGACUCAAAUUCGUUAUGGAACUUUGGAAGAACCUAGAAAUCCUUUAUUACGAUACGUAUCAAAUCCGGAAAAAGAGCUGGAAAUGAUGCUCGAUGGAUAUGAUAAAUUAGAAGAAAGUAUUAAUUAUAAAUUUAAAGAUAUUAGUUAUCUUCUUCAAGCAUUCACGCAUGCUUCGUAUCAGCCAAAUAAAUUGACCGACUGCUAUCAACGUUUAGAGUUUUUAGGAGAUGCAGUUUUAGAUUAUUUAAUUACUAGACAUUUGUAUGAAGAUUUAAGGCAACAUUCACCCGGUGCUCUUACUGACUUGAGAUCAGCACUAGUGAAUAAUACAAUAUUUGCAUCUUUAGCAGUAAGAUGUGGAUUUCAUAAAUACUUUAGACAUCUUUCUCCAGGAUUGAAUGUUGUCAUUGAUCGUUUUGUCAGGAUUCAAGAAGAAAAUGGUCAUUCAAUUAGUGAAGAGUAUUAUUUAAUUGGAGAGGAGGACAGUGAAGAAGCUGAAGAUGUUGAAGUACCAAAAGCACUUGGAGAUGUUUUUGAGUCAUUAGCAGGAGCUAUUUAUCUUGAUAGUGGAAUGUCUCUGGAUGCUGUUUGGAGUGUUUAUUACAAUAUAAUGAAGUCAGAGAUAGAGCAAUUUAGCACAAAUGUUCCUAAGUCACCAAUAAGAGAGCUAUUAGAAUUGGAACCAGAAACUGCGAAGUUUGGUAAACCCGAAAAAUUAGCAGAUGGUCGACGAGUUCGCGUGACAGUUGAUGUUUUUGGCAAAGGUUCAUUCAAGGGCAUUGGAAGAAAUUAUAGAAUUGCAAAAUGUACGGCGGCCAAAUGUGCAUUAAAAAAAUUAAAAAAAAUGCAAUCCUCUCACAGACAAAAAAUUUGAUAUUUUGAAAUAAAAAAAUGUUCCAUAUCAGAAAA